AGGAGGAGGCGACCACAACAAUACUCCGCGAUUGUUGGAAAAUUGUAUUUCCUUGUGGGCGGAGGCCGAGCAGCUGCUUGUUUUUUGGUCGGAGAUAUGGCGUUGACUCUGCAAAGCGAGGGGUCCGUGUCUGAGGAGGCUGGUGGACUGUCCGAGGAAGUGGAGGGGAAAGUAGCGGCAGCAGCCACGCUGGAAAAGCCUGGUUGCUCCGGGGCGGGUGCUCUUUACGAACAGGGAAGCCGCUCUGAAUCCAGCUGUGAAGGUAACGAAGAGAUGGAGGAUGAGGAAGAGAUGAUGGAGGAAGGGACUGCAGGAAGUGGAGCCGCAGCCCUCUUCGGAGGAUUUGGGACGGAGGAGGGCGAAAUGGAUUGCGACGAUGAGGACGAGCGCAUGAUUAAUCUUUCUGAACUGGUACCAUAUAUCAUGUGUUCCAUCUGCAAGGGAUAUUUCAUAGAUGCCACAACCAUCACAGAAUGUCUUCACACAUUUUGUAAAAGCUGCAUAGUAAGACAUUUUUACUAUAGUAACAGAUGUCCAAAAUGCAACAUUGUAGUACAUCAGACACAGCCGCUUUAUAAUAUCAGGCUGGAUCGACAAUUGCAAGACAUAGUAUAUAAAUUAGUUGUCAACUUGGAAGAAAGAGAAAAAAAGAGAAUGCACGAUUUCUACAGGGAAAGAGGCUUAGAAAUACCCAAACUUGCUGCACCCCAACCAAUGGCAGUGGGCAGGGGAAGACCCCGUAAGGUUGUAGGGUCUGUAUUCCGUCUUCCUCCAGAACUUGACAUGUCACUUCUUCUGGAAUUUAUUGGAGCAAAUGAUCUCUCUGGGAAUUUUAAGCCACUGGAAAAGAAGUUUGUGCGUGUUUCAGGAGAGGCAACAAUUGGACAUGUGGAAAAAUUCCUCAGAAGAAAGAUGGAUCUUGAUCCUGGCUGUCAGGUUGACAUAAUAUGUGGUGAUCACCUGCUAGAACACUAUCAGACUCUAAGGGAAAUCCAAAAUGCCCUAGGGAAGAGUGCAGUGCAGGAUGGGUUGCUUAUACUUCACUAUGGACUGAUUCUUAGUGGAGAUUCCACAUUUUCAAAAAUUUCUUAAAUUUUCAGAAGAUGUUUGAAAGAACAAAACCUCAUAUGAGAACUGCAGCAAAAAAAAGCCAUUUCAUUUAAAUGAAUUUAAAGAGAUGCACUGUUUUUGCUCUGCAUAAUAAUUAAGGAAAUGAUUUAAAGCAGUGAGAAAAACUAACACUGUACCAGUAAGUAAGCUAUAAAUACUUCAGUGGUCUUGUGUCAUCAGCGCCUAGCUCAGGGAAGAACAAACAUAUCAACAUAACAAAAUUCAUUCUAAAUAUGUAGGUCUUGCAGCAUUCAUGACUAAUCCAUGGGUGGUGUUGUAUUUGAGACUACAGUUUAUCCGAAAGUCUUUAAGUAUAUUUGCAGUACUGUUCUCAGGGAUGAUCUCUUGGACCACAAUGUCUUAUUGGGAAAACCAUGCAUUUAUUCAUAGGGACAUUUGAAUUUUAUUUUAGUUGUCAGUUUAGAAAUAAAAUGAUUUAGAUUUUUCCCUACAGAUAAAAUGGGGCUAAUCACCCUUUAAAAUUGCAAGCAUUUAUAUCUCAUGCCUUAUAUGAAAAAUAUUGAAAUACAUAAUAUACCAAAUAUUAGAACAGGAAAAGAAAUAAAUCUAUGUUACCUAUAGAUCAUCACUGGUUGAAUAACAAUGUAAAUGUAAAAGUAGAUGAGGCAAUGAAUUGGGCUGCAUUGGAACAUAUAUUCCCCCUGUUGUUUAUACCUCCAAUGUCAGUGGGAAAAUAAAUGGACCAUAUGCUUUCCAAAUGUUUAAAACAGUAUACUUGUUCCCCAGGUAAUAAAAGUGCACUUGAAUAAUAAAUUGGGAGCUGGCUGAAUGGUAGCUAUAGAACAGAGCCAGAAUAAUGGUCUUAUUGAAAAAUAAGAAUUUGAUUAGCUUAUAGCU
Messenger RNA from Protobothrops mucrosquamatus (brown spotted pit viper), 1968 nucleotides. It is a transcript of the gene PCGF6, whose product is annotated as polycomb group ring finger 6. The transcript is spliced from 10 exons. NCBI's taxonomy places the organism in Eukaryota, Metazoa, Chordata, Lepidosauria, Squamata, Viperidae. Gene Ontology annotation, biological process: regulation of transcription by RNA polymerase II. Bases 97 to 1092 code for a protein of 331 amino acids. Gene Ontology annotation, cellular component: PRC1 complex. The record is from RefSeq and is a predicted model, not a curated record.